Nothobranchius furzeri (turquoise killifish) is the source of this 1960-nucleotide messenger RNA. It is a transcript of the gene uba5, whose product is annotated as ubiquitin-like modifier activating enzyme 5. Gene Ontology annotation, molecular function: UFM1 activating enzyme activity. The record is from RefSeq and is a predicted model, not a curated record. Gene Ontology annotation, biological process: protein ufmylation. NCBI's taxonomy places the organism in Eukaryota, Metazoa, Chordata, Actinopteri, Cyprinodontiformes, Nothobranchiidae. Gene Ontology annotation, cellular component: cytoplasm; cytosol.
GGGCACUGUUUAGAGGCGCACACAGCCAGACAGCUGAUCGCAGAAAGGAAGACGUGUACUUUUAGGGCUGAUUCGCUUUUACCUUUCUCUGUUAGAUCAUAACAAUAAUCAUCAUUUCUAUUUUGACGACAGUUAUUUUGCUAGUAUGGCGACGGUGGAGGAGCUGAAGCUGCGCGUGCGAGAGUUAGAAAAUGAAUUAAUAAAGUGUAAGCAGAAGCAGAAUGCCAUGGAAGAUGCUCACAACCAGGCGCUAAACAGACCCAAAAUAGACAAAAUGAGCGCCGAAGUUGUGGAUUCUAACCCAUAUAGCCGUCUGAUGGCCCUAAAAAGAAUGGGAAUCGUCGAGGACUAUGAGAAAAUCCGGACCUUUUCAGUAGCAGUGGUGGGUGUCGGCGGAGUCGGCAGCGUCACAGCGGAGAUGCUAACUCGGUGUGGCAUUGGUAAGCUGAUGCUCUUUGACUACGAUAAAGUGGAGCUGGCCAACAUGAACAGGCUAUUCUUCCAGCCUCAUCAGGCGGGCCUCAGUAAAGUGGAAGCAGCAGAACACACACUCAGAAACAUCAAUCCGGAUGUAGCCUUUGAGACCCAUAACUACAACAUCACAACUCUGGAAAACUUCACACACUUCAUGGAUCGGAUCAGUCGUGGAGGGCUGGAGGAUGGGAUGCCGGUGGAUCUGGUGCUGAGCUGCGUGGAUAACUUUGAGGCCAGAAUGGCCAUCAAUACUGCCUGCAAUGAACUCGGUCAGAUCUGGAUGGAGUCUGGUGUGAGUGAGAACGCCGUGUCGGGACACAUCCAGCUGAUCGUUCCUGGAGAAACCGCCUGCUUUGCUUGUGCUCCUCCACUGGUGGUUGCUGCCAAUAUCGAUGAGAAAACCUUGAAACGGGAGGGCGUGUGCGCAGCUAGCUUGCCCACAACAAUGGGCGUGGUCGCAGGCCUCCUGGUGCAAAAUGUCCUCAAAUAUCUGCUGAGGUUCGGCACAGUCAGCUAUUAUCUAGGCUACAACGCCAUGCAGGACUUCUUCCCCGCCAUGACCAUGAAGGCCAACCCUCAGUGUAACGACCGCCACUGCAGGAGGCAACAGGAGGAGUACAAGAAGAAAGAAGCGACACAACCCAAGGUGGAAGUUGUGCAGGAGGAGGAAGAGGUUGUACACGAGGACAACGAAUGGGGUAUUCAGCUGGUAUCAGAGGUUAGUGAUUCAGAGCUCCAGGCUGCAACAGGAGCCAGGCCUGACCUCCCAGAAGGCAUCACUGUGGCUUACACUAUUCCAGCUCAGGAUGCAGCAGCUGGAGACACGGUGGAGGAAACCGAACAGAGCUUAGAAGACUUAAUGGCUCAGAUGAGGAAGUUGUAGGCAGCCAUCAGAUGAUACAUUUCCCUCUUCUUCCACAGCUAAUUUUAUUUUAAAUUUUUUUCCCAUCUUUUGCAAAAGCUUAUUAACAUGUUGAAAGGAGGAAAAUGACUUAAUCUAGCAGCUAACAUUGAGGAGAGCAUGAAACUUCAUUAGAAAUGACUUUUGCUGAAACUUUAAAUAUCAGUGAAUGCGUUUAAUGACACGUAUGUUUUCUGUGGUUAAGGAUCCAAUGUUCCACCUGUGUUUGGUCAUUUCAUCGGCACCGUUACACAACUAUGUCUCAAUAAAGUAUUUAUUAGAUGGACGGCAGAUUCAACAUGUUGGACAUGAUUUGUUAUAUUGUGUUUCAGAUUCUGACAAAACACAUUUAUAAAAUUAUACAUUUCAACAACAAAACUUCAGACAUGCUUAGUUUUGGACUAAUGUGUUGUCUGAAUAAUGAACAGUCAAAACUAAGUAUACAUAAAAUUAAAUGAAUAUUUGAUUUUACAUGGAAGUAAAGAUCUGCUGUGUAAACGUGACAACAAAAGGUGCUUGAGGUCUGCUGAUGCUGCUGGGUUUUCUUUGUUCACCUGUUGUGAAAUAAAUGUUACUGUAAAUAUG